AUGGAAAGUAAUCCAGUCUCGAAUCUAAGAGAAAUUAAGACUGUCUUAGAAGCAGAAGAUAGAAGCAUAUCAUUAUUGACAACCCUUUCCCUUGCAAUUAAGGUCCUUCCUUAUUUUGGAUAUGCAGACCAAUGCAAAAUUCUACUGACACAGCUCAGGUCGGAGUCCAGACAACUCUGGCUUUCUAAUGAAGACCAGUGGCUCAAGCCUUUCAUUAACGACCAGGAGGAAGAAGUAUUUCAUAUAAAGAAGAGAAAUUUGGAGGUCAAGAAUCUUAAAGGGCCUUCAAGCUCCGAUGAUGAAGUAUCUUGAGACUCACAAGUGAUGGAUCUGGCACAUUCAAACGCUUAUAAGCUAUAUUCUUUUGGCUUUUGGCUUGAUGAUGAGGAUCUCCCAGGCCUUGAAACUAUUGCUGAUUUCUGACAAAUAGUGGAUUCAGAAUUGUUAAAAGUUGGAGUGAUAUUUAUUUUUGCUGACAUCAGCACAAUUUCUAAUUUUGAAUGGCUUUUAACAAUUUCUAAAACUCUGAAGAUUAAAGUAGAAGAGCAUAAAGUUAACAAAGCAACUUAUUAUAAAUUUAAGAAGCCCCCUUUUUGGAUUUCGGAAAUAAGCUGAGUCGAUGAUACUAAAAACUUCUAUGUGUGUUCAUAUAAUUGGGAUCUCCCAAAUAAUCAGAGCGAGCAAGUUUUGGUUAGCAAAAUUAGAAAUAAUUACCUUGAACUUCCAGAACUUGAAGAGUUAUUCAGGAAAUUACUCAAGAAUGUGACCAUGAAAACUCUUUUAAAAGAAGUUAAGGAUCAUGAUAUUAAUAUAAAACUGGAUCAUAGGAAUAUUGUGAGAGAUAAGGAUUGUAUUCACCAGCUCUCAGAUUUAUUAGACAAUCACAUAAUUACUGAAGAUUGUCAGAGAGGGUUUGUUCCAACUUUCGUACUUCACUGUAAAGGGUUAUUUAAACAUCAGAGUCAGUCCAUGCAGCCAAACGAUCUUGAUUUAAUUCCAAUUUUAUCAAAUAUGCUAAACAAUAAAGGAUUCCAAAUCAAAUUAAUUUUCCCUCGCAAAAGUUUCUGAAAGGCUACGAAGUAUGAGAUAAAAGGAGACAAAUGCUUGAUUGGCUACAGCAACUGGACUAUGAAAAUGACUAAUUUCAGGUUAGAAGUCUCAAACGACUGCACUAUUGAUAAUAAUUGUAUUGUAUUCGGAUCAAAUGAAAAUAAUUUUGAUGCAGAUGUAUCUGAAAAAGCAAGUUUUAAUGACCUUGAAGAUCACAAAUCGUCAUUCGAAGAUCUAAAGAUCUAUAUUCCUACUGAUGAAAUAGAAUCUCUCAGCUGAGAUUUUGGAUUCCUGAGAAAAAUAUUCUCUGUAGAUUCAAUUCAGAAACUAUCAGAUUUACAAAUAAAGAUUUCUUCUAUUGAUCUUAGUAAAGAAUACACCUGCGACAUUCUCCAAAGCCUGCCUAAAUCCAUAAAAGUAGAGAUAGAAAUCAUUGAUUCUGAGCCUGAAAGUGACCAGCAAGAGCAGAGCAAUGAAAUAUCCUUUGAAGCUCUUCAGAAUUUGAACAUAAAGAAACUCAAGAUUGGUUAUGAAAUCAGCAACAAGGAUUUGAUGCUCUCAUUAAUUUCAUUUCUGGAACAUCAAACUGCUCUUAAUGUUAUCUCUGUCAAGAUCAGAGCCUCUGAGAUUGAAGAUGCAAAUUCAGUCUUUAAGUCCUUACUUGGAGCUAUCUGCGACUUACAUUGCUUAGAUAUUGACAUCUCAGUUUCAGAAGCAACUCCUGAGAUGACUGAGAUGUCUAAAGAGUUUGCUAAAAGCAAUAUUGACAAGAACAUUUCGAUCAGCCUCGAUAACUUAUCAGAAAGAUCUGAACCAACAGAAAAUUUUGAAGAUACCAGUUCUGAAGAUUCUAGCUCAGAAUCUAAAGGAUGUUCUGGAGAAAUACUAAUAACAGACAAGUUCACUAAAUUAAAGAACAAAUUUAACUAA
This is a messenger RNA of Moneuplotes crassus, 1980 nucleotides long. The record is from the annotation of a GenBank genome assembly. NCBI's taxonomy places the organism in Eukaryota, Ciliophora, Spirotrichea, Euplotida, Euplotidae.